Anastrepha obliqua is the source of this 1079-nucleotide messenger RNA. RefSeq names its product phosphoglycerate mutase 2-like. Gene Ontology annotation, biological process: glycolytic process. Gene Ontology annotation, molecular function: intramolecular phosphotransferase activity. The coding region runs from base 113 to 880 and encodes 255 amino acids. The record is from RefSeq and is a predicted model, not a curated record. The transcript is spliced from 2 exons. Lineage: Eukaryota; Metazoa; Arthropoda; Insecta; Diptera; Tephritidae.
UAACUGUCAUUUAUAGGUCAAAUAGAAUUUUCACUUCGGCAUAACACUCCGUUUGGAAUUAUUUUCAUUAAAUUUGAGACAGUUCCGGUUGGACUUAACCAUUCAAUAAAAAAUGUCUGGAAAAUACAGAAUUGUUAUGGUUCGCCAUGGAGAGUCGGAAUGGAACCAAAAAAAUCAAUUUUGCGGAUGGUUUGAUUCAGCUUUAAGUGAUAAGGGAAAAGCUGAAGCCCAGGCUGCUGGAAAAGCCGUAAAAGAGGCUGGUUUAAAGUUCGAUAUUGCACAUACAUCAGUGCUCUGUCGAGCAAUCAUCACUUUGGAAACUAUUCUUAAAGAAAGUGGGCAAUCGGAUAUCCCAGUAUGCAAGUCAUGGCGUUUAAAUGAGCGUCACUAUGGAGGAUUGACUGGUUUGAACAAAGCCGAGACCGCCGCCAAGUAUGGUGAGGAGCAAGUCAAAAUAUGGCGCCGCAGCUUUGACACUCCACCACCACCAAUGGAACCCGACCACCCUUACUAUGAUGUCAUAGUAAAGGAUCCUCGCUACGCCAAUGGCCCUUCGCAGGAGGAGUUCCCCAAAUUUGAAUCACUUAAAUUGACCAUUCAACGCACACUGCCGUACUGGAAUGACGUUAUUAUUCCACAACUAAAGGAAGGCAAGCAAAUCAUUAUUGCUGCUCAUGGCAAUAGUUUGAGAGGCAUUGUUAAGCAUUUGGACAAUCUCUCUGAGGAUCAGAUUAUGGCGCUAAAUUUGCCGACUGGUAUUCCAUUCGUCUAUGAAUUGGAUGAGAACUUCAAACCAGUGGUUUCUAUGAAAUUCCUUGGAGACGAGGAAACUGUACGGAAAGCCAUCGAAGCUGUUGCGGCCCAAGGCAAAGCCAAGUAAAUACACUUACGACUCAUCCCUUGUACUCAUAAGCAACAUAAGACAUUAGUUAAAUGAAAUUCGGGGCAUACAAAAUUUCAGUAAAUACUACUGUUAACCACAUGAAAAAUUAUUGUUGUUCGUAUUAUUACGAAUAUUAUUAUUGUGGCAAAUUACUGUUUUAAAUUAUAAAACGCAAAUAAAUUAUUGUUAAACAUCA